Dujonia railenensis is the source of this 2028-nucleotide messenger RNA. Lineage: Eukaryota; Fungi; Ascomycota; Pichiomycetes; Serinales; Debaryomycetaceae. The record is from the annotation of a GenBank genome assembly.
AUGACUCAAUCUGUUCAUCAAGUCGCCCAUGAAGCAAACGACGUCAAACCACGUCCAACUCCAGCUGAAUUCUUCGAAAGACAACCAAAUAAGGGGUUUCUCAACUCAAUUGACCAUUACCAUGAAUUGUACAACAAAUCUAUUCAAGAUCCAGAGGGUUUCUUUGGUCCUUUAGCUAAGGAAUUGUUACACUGGGAUAAGGACUUCACCAAGGUUAAAAACGGUUCAUUGACCGAUGGUGACGUUUCUUGGUUCCUCGGCGGGGAAUUGAAUGCCUCUUUCAACUGUAUCGAUAGACAUGCCUUCGUUAACCCAACCAAACCUGCAAUCAUCUACGAAGCUGAUGAUGAAAAGGACUCUUCUAUCUUGACCUUUGGCCAAUUAUUACAACAAGUUUGUAAAGUUGCCGGUGUUUUGAAAAGUUGGGGUGUGAAAAAGGGUGAUACUGUUGCCAUUUACUUGCCAAUGACCUCUCAGGCCAUUAUUGCCAUGCUUGCAGUUGCCAGAUUGGGUGCUAUUCACUCAGUUAUCUUUGCUGGGUUCUCAUCUGGUUCCAUUAAGGACAGAGUAAAUGAUGCCUCCUGUAAGGCAUUGAUCACCUGUGACGAAGGUCGUCGUGGUGGUAGAACUGUAAAUAUUAAGAAACUCUGUGAUGAUGCUUUAACUCAAUGUCCAUCCGUCGAAAAGGUUCUUGUUUUCAAGAGAACUGGUUCUGAAGGUAUUUACAUGAAGGAAGGUAGAGAUUUCUGGUGGGAUGAAGAAUCCGCCAAAUUUCCAGGUUACUUAGCACCUGUUCCUGUCAAUUCUGAGGACCCAUUAUUCUUAUUAUAUACCUCAGGUUCCACUGGUACUCCAAAGGGUGUAGUCCACCUGACUGGUGGUUACUUGUUGGGUGCAGCAUUGACAACGAAAUACAUUUUCGAUGUUCAACCUGAAGAUGUUUUCUUCACAGCAGGUGAUGUUGGUUGGAUCACCGGUCACACAUAUGCCUUGUACGGUCCAUUAUCUCUUGGUGUCCCAACUAUUGUCUUCGAAGGUACUCCAGCUUAUCCAGAUUACGGUAGAUUAUGGCAAAUUGUUGAGAAGCACAGGGCUACCCAUUUCUACGUUGCUCCUACCGCUUUAAGAUUAUUGAGAAAAGCUGGUGAACUGGAGAUUGAAAAGUAUGAUUUAACCUCUUUGAGAACAUUGGGUUCUGUUGGAGAACCAAUUUCUCCGGAUAUCUGGGAAUGGUACAAUGAAAAGGUGGGUAAGGGACAAUGUCACAUAUCUGAUACUUAUUGGCAAACUGAAUCUGGUUCUCAUUUCAUUGCACCAAUUGCUGGUAUUACCCCAAACAAGCCUGGUAGUGCCUCAUUACCAUUCUUUGGUAUUGAAACCUGUAUUAUUGACCCAGUCUCCGGUAAGGAAAUUGAAGGUAACGACGUCGAAGGUGUCUUGGCCGUUAAGUCAUCAUGGCCAUCAAUGGCAAGAACCGUCUGGAAUAACCACACUAAGUACAUGGAUACUUACUUGAACCCAUACCCAGGUUACUACUUCACAGGUGACGGUGCUGCCAGAGAUAAUGAUGGUUACUACUGGAUCAGAGGUAGAGUUGAUGAUGUCGUUAACGUUUCCGGUCACAGAUUAUCCACUGCUGAAAUCGAAGCUGCUUUAAUCGAACACCAUGGUGUCUCUGAAGCUGCUGUUGUAGGUAUUAACGAUGACUUAACUGGACAAGCAGUUAUUGCAUUUGUUGCCUUAAAGGAUGAAAAUGCUGAAGCUAGAGAAGAAGAAGCUUUAUUAAAGCUCAGAAAAGAAUUGAUUUUACAAGUUAGAACUGUCAUUGGUCCAUUUGCUGCACCAAAAUACAUUGUUAUAGUCGCUGAUUUACCAAAGACCAGAUCUGGAAAGAUCAUGAGAAGAAUCUUGAGAAAGGUUUCUGCAGGUGAAGCUGAUCAGCUUGGUGAUAUUACUACAUUAGCUAAUCCACAAUCUGUUGCUGAGAUUAUUAAGGCUGUUGACCAGCAAUUCUUUGGUAAGAAAUAA